Molecule: messenger RNA, 1790 nt
Organism: Ceraceosorus bombacis
Lineage: Eukaryota; Fungi; Basidiomycota; Exobasidiomycetes; Ceraceosorales; Ceraceosoraceae
Source: the annotation of a GenBank genome assembly
AUGGCACCUCAACAGAAGGGCUUCUCAUGGUCGAACAUCGCCGUCGGGGCAACGAUGAAGUGAGUUUGCUCAGCGCAGAGCCAGGAUGUCUGGCGUACCGCAGCCUUUUUCAAUGCUGGGAAGGUGAUUGGCUGAUGCGCACCUCUUCACCUCAUCAUUAUCAGCAUGUUCGAAGUGUCGACGCUUGGACAGCCUCUGGAGGUGGUCAAGACCCAGAUGGCUUCCAAUCGCAAAGCUUCUAUGGUCGAAGCGCUCAGGACGGUCUGGUCCCGUGGUGGUGUAUUGGGUUUCUAUCAAGGUCUGAUCCCUUGGGCUUGGAUUGAAGCUAGCACAAAAGGUGCUGUCCUCAUCUUCACUGCUAGUGAGAUCGAAAAGGUUGCAAAGACUGCCGGCGCUAGUCCUGGCACUAGCGGUCUGCUGGGAGGCAUGGGUGGAGGUAUUGUUCAGGCGUACGCAACUAUGGGUGAGUGUAUGACCAAUUUGGAAGCGUGUUGUUGGUAGCGAAGUUGUCACUACGGUAGGUCUGCUUUGCAAGCGCUUCGCGUGCCCAUCUGAUGAGUACAUGCUAGACCGGAUGCCGGAUCGACUGGGGAGCAGGGGGUCCCUUUGGAAUGCGACUGUAUGCGGGCCUUGACCCGUAGCAGGACGGUGCUUCAAUCGCACUUUCUAGCGUGACAACUUGUGGUGUGCUCCAAUGGAUGCGGCACAAGUAGCCGGAGACAGAAGCAGCACCUAGAGUCUGCAUGUCAGCGACCAAGCAGCGGACGGACUAGGAGCACUCAUAAAGUCAUCGUCUUGCUUUCCCAGGAUUCUGCACCUGCAUGAAGACUGCAGAGAUCACUCGUCACAAGCAAGCAGCUGCGGGUAUCAAGCCUCCAGGAACGUUCCAGGUCUUCAUGGACAUUUACCGCCGUGAGGGAAUAAAGGGUAUCAAUAAGGGUGUAAACGCUGUUGCUGUGAGGCAAUGCACCAACUGGGGCAGUCGGUGAGUCGGAGAGCCCAUUGCCGGAGCAUCAAGCCGAGCUGCUGACAAUUACAUGCAAAAUGCCUGACUCGUCUGCGCAGUAUGGGCUUCGCCCGUUUGGCAGAGACUCCUGUUCGUGCCUUGUCCGGAAAGACGGAGAAGGACAAGCUGAGCGCGUUGGAGAGAAUUUUCUGCUCUUCUAUUGGUGCGUGUGCGCUGUCAGAUCGGAUGCCACUGUCUUGCUGAACACUUCGGCUGGCCCAACGGAUCCUUGCAGGCGGUGCUCUUGGAUGUUGGAACCAGCCCAUCGAGGUCAUCCGAGUCGAGGUGAGCCGACUGUCGGGAUCAGAGACUGUAUUGACUGCGGGCUAUGACGCUGAUGACAUGGUUCUGCGCGGGGUAGAUGCAAUCUAUGGCGAAGGCUGAGCCAGGAUCGAACAGGCCUGCUAAGUUGACAAUCGGCAACACGCUGGGUGAGUCAGCAGAGUGGGACUAUCAAAUGCAGUGCCUGGAUCUGAUGUGCGCACUGCUUUUGGGUCCGCCUGACAGGAUACAUCUACAAGGAGAACGGAAUCAAGGGCCUUUACCGAGGUGUCACCCCACGUAUCUUCCUGGGUGAGUGUCUUUGCCACUGCCAGAGCCCAUCACCAGCUCUGAUCAUUCAUGCAUUGCCCACUCUACCGCCUGACUACUUGCAGGCAUUUGGCAGACUGUCUGCAUGGUCAGCUUCGCGGACAGCUUGAAGGCGUACAUUGCACCAGCGGCGGAGAAUGCAGCUCACAAGGUAGAGGAGCUCAAAGAUGUGGUCAAGGAGAAGGCCUCGUAG